AUGGAGCCGGGGCCCACGGCGCCCUCCACCGGCGCUCCGAGGCUUGCCGGGGACCGGGAGACACCACCGGCCGCCGCCGCCGCCGCCGCCGCCGGGGUGGAGCUGCCCGGCACGGCUGUGCCCUCGGCGCGGGAGGAUGCUGCAGCGACGAGCCGCGGGAGCGGCGGGAUCCGAGGCGAGGGCGCGGCGGCCGCCGGCGACGGGCUGGGCAGACCCCUGGGGCCCACGCCGAGUCAGAGCCGCUUCCAGGUGGACCCGGUUUCCGAGAACGCCGGGCGGGCCGCGGCGGCGGCGGCGGCGGCAGCAGCAGCUGCGGCGGCGGCUGGAGCUGGAGCUGGAGCUGGAGCUGGGGCUGGGGGCAAGGAGACCCCCGCGGGCGGGAAAGCCAGCGGCGAGAACGGCGCGGCCAAGGCUAGCGAGGAAGCCAAGGGCCGCUUCCGCGUGAACUUCGUGGACCCGGCUGCGUCCUCGUCGGCGGACGACAGCCUGUCGGAUGCGGCCGGGGUCGGCGGCGACGGGCCCAACGUGAGCUUCCAGAACGGCGGCGACACGGUGCUGAGCGAGGGCAGCAGUCUGCACUCGGGCGGCGGCGGCAGCAGCGGCCACCACCCGCACUACUACUACGACACGCACACCAACACCUACUACCUGCGCACCUUCGGCCACAACACCAUGGACGCCGUGCCCAGGAUCGACCACUACCGGCACACGGCCGCUCAGCUCGGGGAGAAGCUGCUCCGGCCCAGCCUGGCCGAACUGCACGACGAGCUGGAAAAGGAACCUUUUGAGGAUGGCUUUGCAAAUGGGGAAGAAAGUACUCCAACUCGAGAUGCUGUGGUCACAUAUACUGCCGAAAGUAAAGGAGUUGUGAAGUUUGGCUGGAUCAAGGGCGUACUAGUACGUUGCAUGUUAAACAUCUGGGGCGUGAUGCUCUUUAUUAGAUUGUCCUGGAUUGUAGGUCAAGCUGGAAUAGGUCUGUCAGUACUUGUAAUAGCAAUGGCCACUGUUGUGACAACUAUCACAGGAUUGUCUACUUCUGCAAUAGCUACUAAUGGAUUUGUAAGAGGAGGAGGAGCAUAUUAUUUAAUAUCUAGAAGUCUGGGGCCUGAAUUCGGUGGUGCAAUCGGCCUGAUCUUUGCUUUUGCCAACGCCGUUGCAGUUGCCAUGUAUGUUGUUGGGUUUGCGGAAACUGUGGUGGAGUUGCUUAAGGAACAUUCUAUUCUUAUGAUUGAUGAAAUCAAUGAUAUCCGAAUUAUUGGAGCCAUUACAGUGGUGAUUUUAUUAGGCAUCUCAGUAGCUGGAAUGGAAUGGGAGGCAAAGGCUCAGAUUGUUCUGCUGGUGAUUCUACUUCUGGCCAUUGCAGAUUUUGUCAUAGGAACAUUUAUCUCAAUGGAGAGCAAGAAACCCAAAGGUUUCUUUGGUUAUAAAUCUGAAAUAUUCAGUGAGAACUUUGGACCAGAUUUUCGAGAAGAAGAGACAUUCUUUUCUGUAUUUGCCAUCUUUUUCCCUGCUGCGACUGGUAUUCUAGCUGGAGCAAAUAUCUCAGGUGAUCUUGCAGAUCCUCAGUCAGCCAUACCCAAAGGAACACUCUUAGCCAUUUUAAUUACUACGGUGGUUUACAUAGGAAUUGCAGUAUCUGUAGGUUCUUGUGUUGUUCGAGAUGCCACUGGAAAUGUUAAUGACACCAUUGUAACAGAGCUAACAAACUGUACAUCUGCAGCCUGCAAAUUAAACUUUGACUUUUCAUAUUGUGAAACCAAUCCUUGCUCUUAUGGCCUAAUGAACAACUUUCAGGUGAUGAGCAUGGUGUCAGGAUUUGCUCCCUUAAUUUCUGCAGGUAUCUUUUCAGCCACACUUUCUUCAGCAUUAGCAUCUCUUGUGAGUGCUCCAAAAAUAUUUCAAGCUUUAUGUAAGGACAACAUCUACCCAGCUUUCCAGAUGUUUGCUAAAGGUUAUGGAAAAAAUAAUGAACCACUUCGAGGUUACAUAUUAACAUUCUUAAUUGCACUUGGAUUCAUCUUAAUCGCUGAACUGAAUGUUAUUGCUCCGAUUAUCUCCAAUUUCUUUCUUGCAUCAUAUGCAUUGAUCAAUUUUUCUGUAUUCCAUGCAUCACUUGCAAAAUCUCCAGGAUGGCGUCCUGCAUUCAAGUACUACAACAUGUGGAUUUCACUGAUUGGAGCAAUUCUGUGUUGCAUCGUGAUGUUUGUCAUUAACUGGUGGGCUGCAUUGCUAACCUAUGUGAUAGUACUUGGCCUGUAUAUUUAUGUUACCUACAAAAAACCAGAUGUGAACUGGGGAUCCUCUACACAGGCCCUGACGUACCUGAGUGCACUGCAGCAUUCCAUCCGUCUUUCUGGCGUAGAAGAUCAUGUGAAGAACUUUAGGCCACAGUGUCUUGUUAUGACAGGUUCUCCAAACUCUCGUCCAGCUUUGCUUCAUCUUGUUCAUGACUUCACAAAAAAUGUUGGUUUGAUGAUCUGUGGCCACGUACAUAUGGGCCCUCGGAGACAAGCCAUGAAAGAGAUGUCCAUCGAUCAAGCCAAGUAUCAACGCUGGCUCAUUAAGAACAAGAUGAAGGCUUUCUAUGCCCCGGUGCAUGCUGAUGACCUGAGAGAAGGUGCUCAGUAUCUAAUGCAGGCGGCUGGUCUUGGUCGUAUGAAACCAAACACACUUGUCCUUGGAUUUAAGAAAGACUGGUUACAAGCAGACAUGAGGGAUGUCGAUAUAUAUAUAAACUUAUUUCAUGAUGCCUUUGACAUACAAUAUGGAGUAGUGGUCAUCCGCCUAAAAGAAGGGCUGGACAUAUCUCACCUUCAAGGACAAGAAGAGUUACUGUCAUCACAAGAAAAAUCACCUGGUUCCAAGGAUGUGGUAGUAAAUGUGGAUUACAGUAAGAAAUCAGAUCCAGAUACUUCCAAGCCAUCUGGUGAAAGAUCUGUUCCACAUAAAGAUGAGGAAGAGGAUGGCAAGACUCCAACUCAACCACUGUUGAAAAAAGAAUCCAAAGGCCCUAUUGCACCUUUAAAUGUAGCUGACCAAAAGCUUCUAGAAGCUAGUACACAGUUUCAGAAAAAACAAGGAAAAAAUACUAUUGAUGUCUGGUGGCUUUUUGAUGAUGGAGGUUUGACCUUGUUGAUACCUUAUCUUCUGACUACCAAGAAAAAAUGGAAAGAUUGUAAGAUUAGAGUGUUCAUUGGUGGAAAAAUAAACAGAAUAGACCAUGACCGGAGAGCGAUGGCUGCUUUACUUAGCAAGUUCCGAAUAGACUUCUCUGACAUCAUGGUCCUAGGAGAUAUCAAUACCAAACCAAAGAAAGAAAAUAUUGUAGCUUUUGACGAAAUGAUUGAGCCAUACAGACUUCAUGAAGAUGAUAAGGAACAAGAUAUUGCAGAUAAAAUGAAAGAAGAUGAACCGUGGCGAAUAACAGAUAAUGAGCUUGAGCUGUAUAAAACUAAGACAUACCGGCAGAUCAGGCUAAAUGAAUUAUUAAAGGAGCAUUCAAACACAGCCAAUAUUAUUGUCAUGAGUCUCCCAGUUGCACGAAAAGGUGCUGUGUCUAGCGCUCUGUACAUGGCGUGGUUAGAAGUUCUAUCUAAGGAUCUGCCGCCAAUUCUCCUAGUUCGUGGAAAUCACCAGAGUGUGCUUACGUUCUAUUCUUAAUUGUUGCACACAGUGGACUACCCUCCAGAAUGGUACUUCAGUGCCUAGUGAAGUGACUGAAAUCGUCAGUGACACCUUAGCAUCACAAUGGCAAACUGUGACUUUUCUUUCACUAUUUCAUUAAUUUGAAAGCACACGGGAAAGUUGCUGCAUUGAUAGAUGUGAUGGAGACCUCAGCUUUAGUUCCAUAUCUCAAUCCUAGUGAACAGUGCUUUUUAUUGUUGGACUGAAGUUCAUGAGAGUAAAGUUUUCCUUUGCUACUUGAAUAGCAAUAAGUGUGUUAUUUUUGACUGAUAAAAGGAGUACAAAAAGCCUUUAGCCUAGAGGUGCCUUCUGAAAUUAACCAAAUUUCAUCCAUAUCCUCUUUUAUAAAUUUAUAGAAUGUCAAACUUUGCCUUCAGAUAUUAUUUUUGUUUCUAAUCUCUUCUACCUUAAAACAAAAUGGACACUGCUUUUCAUCUUCCAUUGACCAGUUAGUGUUGAAAUACUGUAUGUUUUCUAUUACUUUUGUAAACAAAAUAAAAGUACCUGUUAGAGAUUAAAGAUGAGAAUUAGGACAAGCUAGUAAAAAUGGUGGAAAGAAAUAACAAAAAGUGAACUUGAAGGUUAAGUUUACAGGAGUUUAUCUUAAUAUAGAGCUAGGAAAAAGAGGCCCAAAAUACCUUUUAAAUUUCUAGUUGGCUGUUCUUUCUUUAUUCUUUGAAAUAUUAGGGAAGGGUGAAGAUGUACUCAGUACUUCUGUAUGCCAUAGUGAAAAUCAGUCAUAUUUUGAAAAAAAUUCUCAAAAUCAUCUGCAUUUAUUUAAAGAGAUUUUUGUCCUAAUUUAGGAUUUCCCUCAAAUUUGAGGGACUUUUAAGAAAUAUUACCGUAUUUUUUGGAAGAAAUUUAGACAAAGCAAUGUUGUUUGAUAGACUAUUUCAAUAAACACUACAUGGGAUUUCACUAUACUACCCCCCAUCCUUUAUAAAUCAUUGAAACGUUUCACCAAAUGGUUAAGUGGACCACUGGUUUCUUAGUGAAAUGUUUUUAGGAUUAAUUCACUCAAUGAUCAAGUACACUUAGUCUUAAUGCACUCAGGUUUGAACAGAUUAUUCUGAGCAUUGAAAUUUAAUCCAUUCUUAAUACCUUAAAACUUUUGUGUUAAGAAAAACUGCCAGUUUGUAUGUUUGAAAAGUCUGUUUUGACAUCAUGGUCUACUAUGCAGUCCUGACAGUGUGUAAAUGCUACCAGUAUAUAAGGACUGUUCCUGAAAGCUUUAUAAACAACUAAUGUGAAGUUCUCAAGGAAGGAUUUCCUAAAAACAUUUCAAGGGAUUUAUGUCUACAUGUCUCUAUGUGUGUAUGUAUGUUCAUACACAGGUGCAUAUGUAAUGCAAUUUAUGUUGCUGGCAUUCUGCAUUUUAAAGUGAUUAGGAUUCAUUAGAUUAAAUAUUUUGUUGUAGUAAAAUAUUCCAAAUUAGAUCAAUAGAUUAUAGUUUUCAUGGGUGACAAGGAUGAAUUGAGAGGCAUAGUAUAACUUCAUAAGUUAUCCAGUUAGAAAAUUAGAGUACUUCAUGUAAAAUACAGUACAAUAGACUCAGUUUCAGUUGUGGAGAAUGUAUACAGGUGUUCAUACAUCUUAACCAAAAUGCAUACAGUUAUUUUCAGUGAUGCAGUAUUGUUUACUGCAUACCUAUGUACUAAAUUCAUUGAGGUUGGAGAUCAUUUUAAUUCAGAAUUUUAAGAAAAUGGAGUAACUGAUUUUCUAAAAGAUUUUCCUACAUAUAGCAUCGUUCCAUUUAUUGCAGGCUUCAUAGCAUUUAAGGUUGGGAGACAGAAAUGUCAUGUUCAGGAAACAAUAGAGUGUGUGAACUUUCUAAGUGGAUAAUGGGGUAUGGAUUGAGUGCUGCUACCUUGAGAUGUGCACAGGUACACUUGCUUCUUGUUUUUUUUUUUCUUCAAGGUUUUUAGUUUUUCCUCAUUCAAGAAAACAUUGUGGGUUGUACUACAGGAACCAAAUGUCAUACAUCAAAUAUGUGUAUAUAAAAUAUAUUUAAAUAUGCAUAAUGAGGAGGGUAAUUUGUCUGAAAUAAUUGUAAGAAGCUUUUCAGUUUCAAAAAUCCAUUACUUAACACUAGACACAAGGCUAAAAUUUUUUUCAAGGUUGUAAUAUUCUAAAACACAAACUCAGCAAUUCUUAGAGAUGCUAAUUAGUAUUAAAGCUAUUUUUACUUCAUUUUUGCUGAAUUUUGAUGAUUUCAAUGCCAAGUUAUUUUAGUCCUAAUCAUUGUGAUAACAUGGAAAUAAUUCUGCAAUGGUAUUUGAGUUCAUUGUUUUAUAGAUAAAGAAUUUGGUGAGUUCAAAGAGAAUGUUGGUGUUCAGUUGAUUAUUAAUAGUUAAUUAAAUCAAAUAUUUAUUUGUUGCAUAGUUAGCUUUGUAAUUUAGGUUUCCUUUUACAUUCUUUUUAUACUUCUUUCCAACAUUACAUGUUUUUUAAGACUUUGGAAAUAAUUUAAAGAUUUGAGCUCUGGUGGAUGGUCAUCUACAAAGUUUGAAAAUGUACUAUUUUGAUAAUAUUGUACUAUAACUGUCACACAAAUGCUUUUCUAAUGUUUUAACACUGAGGAUUGCAGUUGCUGCUUUGUACAGAGGUUACUGCAAUAAAGGAAGUGGAUUCAUGAAAACUAUUAAAAUCUACUGUUAAUUUGA
Messenger RNA from Jaculus jaculus (lesser Egyptian jerboa), 6347 nucleotides. RefSeq names its product solute carrier family 12 member 2 (gene Slc12a2). Gene Ontology annotation, biological process: sodium ion homeostasis; chloride ion homeostasis; potassium ion homeostasis. Lineage: Eukaryota; Metazoa; Chordata; Mammalia; Rodentia; Dipodidae. Gene Ontology annotation, cellular component: membrane. Bases 1 to 3660 code for a protein of 1219 amino acids. The transcript has 27 exons. Gene Ontology annotation, molecular function: sodium:potassium:chloride symporter activity; ammonium channel activity. The record is from RefSeq and is a predicted model, not a curated record.